Pistacia vera is the source of this 1363-nucleotide messenger RNA. RefSeq lists its product as uncharacterized. The record is from RefSeq and is a predicted model, not a curated record. The transcript is spliced from 3 exons. The coding region runs from base 93 to 1280 and encodes 395 amino acids. Lineage: Eukaryota; Viridiplantae; Streptophyta; Magnoliopsida; Sapindales; Anacardiaceae.
UGUAUUUGUGGAAAGAAGACUGCAAGCUAGAUCCAUGUCUUCUGUUUCAGAAUCUUACCCAUCUGACAGUAGCAGAUUGCCAUAAAAUAGAGAUGAACAUAAUAACAUCUUCAAUUGCCAGAAGUUUGCUACAAUUGAGGGAAAUGAGUAUCUGUAGAUGCGAUAUGAUAAUAGAAGUAGUAGAAGAUGAGAGAGAUGUAGCAAAAGAUGAGAUUGAUUUCCCCAAAUUGAAGUUGCUGUCACUCUAUGAUUUAGAAAAUCUCAUGUGCUUCUACUCUGGGAAUUGCAUUUUAAAAUUCCCAUCUUUAGAAGAAUUACAAAUGAAGAACUGCCUCAAUAUGAAGACUUUCUCUCAAGGAGUCUUGAGCACACCAAAGUUACAGAAGGUAGUAAGGGGAAGAUAUUUGGAAGAAAAGUGGUGGAAGGGUGAUCUUAAUUCAACUAUACAACAAUUAUACCAAGAAAAGGGUAACUUUUAUCAGAAGGCAUCGACAUUAUUUGGAAAGGACAUCAAGCAAAUAUGCCGAGGCCAAAUUCCAGAUGAACCUGAGGUUGAUCAAGUGAAAGCUCUUGAGAUCUUUAAAGACGAAUCAAGAAGCAUUCCAGUUGAAAUCCUUGAGACGUUUCACAACCUUAAAAGCCUUAAACUAAAAGCAAGUUCAUACAAAGAGUUGUUCUCAUGUGGAAAUGAUGAUAAAUGUGUUGGGACAUUCCCAGAGUUAAAAUUUCUGCAAGUCCUUAUUUGUCACAAUUUGAUCACUCUACUGCCAUCUUCUACAUCGUUUGAAAAUUUAAUCUCUCUGGAAGUACAAUAUUGUAAUGGAUUGAGGAGCUUAUUGACAUCAUCAACAGCAAAAAGUCUGGUGCGACUCCAACAAAUGACAAUAAAACAAUGUGAAAUGCUCACAGAAGUUGUAGCAAAUGGGGGAGAUGUAGAAAAAGUUGUAGUUUUCCGGAAACUGGAGAGUUUGUCACUUGAUUGUUUAGAAAAUCUCACAAGCUUCUGCCCUGGGAAUUACACUUUUAAAUUCCUGUCUUUGAAGAGAUUAUCUGUGGAUAAUUGCCCCAAGAUGGAGACUUUCUCUGGAGGAGUUUUAAGCACACCGAAGUUGCAGGAGGUAGUAAAGAACGGGUUAGAUCUUUAUGGGUGUUGGGAUUAUUGUCUCAAUACAACCAUAAAACAAUCACAAAAAAUGGUACGUAAUUAUUUACUUAGAAAGUCUGUGUUUUUUGUUUUUGUUGAUUUGAUUAACUUCACAUCUAACCACCGGAAUUUUUAAUUGUACUUACUAAAAAUCUAAAAUAAUGGUUGUAGACUGAACACUUGUCAACCCCAUGGCCUAGUCUUUAAUUUUUUCUUUAA